Mangifera indica (mango) is the source of this 1980-nucleotide messenger RNA. RefSeq names its product carotenoid 9,10(9',10')-cleavage dioxygenase 1-like. Bases 99 to 1856 code for a protein of 585 amino acids. Gene Ontology annotation, biological process: carotene catabolic process. Gene Ontology annotation, molecular function: carotenoid dioxygenase activity. The transcript is spliced from 14 exons. Gene Ontology annotation, cellular component: chloroplast stroma. NCBI's taxonomy places the organism in Eukaryota, Viridiplantae, Streptophyta, Magnoliopsida, Sapindales, Anacardiaceae. The record is from RefSeq and is a predicted model, not a curated record.
AACUUCCCGACUCUCUGCAUCAACUUAGAGCUCAUAAUUGAAGCUCAAAAAUUCUCAGCUCCAUUCAUUUUUUAAGUUUCCCAGUAAGAUUCAUUAUAAUGAUUACGACUCAUCAUCACCAUCGUCUUCAUUUCACGGGAAUCAGAAUAAAGUCUCCGACGGAGAACCAGCGGCGUCCUUUAUGUUCAGUACUUGUCAGCUUUCGUUGCAACAGUCAAGGCAAGAACAGCGGAAAAUCUGGAGAUCGUAUCAAUGGCAAUGGCAUAGUAUUGGUGAAUCCUAAGCCACAUAAAGGGCCGGUUUCUAAAGCCAUCGAUUGUUUAGAAAGUUUGAUCGUCAAGUUCAUGCAUAAUUCUUCGUUGCCUCUCCAGUAUCUCUCCGGUAAUUUCGCUCCUGUUCCGUCCGAAACUCCCCCCACUGCAGAGCUCCACGUCGUCGGCAAUCUUCCUGAAUGCUUGAAUGGGGAGUUUAUAAGAGUUGGUCCUAACCCAAAGUUUACUCCGGUGGCUGGAUAUCAUUGGUUUGAUGGAGACGGAAUGGUUCAUGGUGUGCGCAUCAAGGAUGGAAGGGCAAGCUAUAUCUCUCGUUUUGUGCAGACUUCACGUCUUAAGCAGGAAGAGUUUUUUGGAGAAGCUAAAUUUACAAAGAUUGGAGACCUCAAGGGGCUGUUUGGAUUAUUGAUGUUUUCGAUGGGCAUUCUGAGGAUGAAGUUGAACGUACUGGACUUGUCUUACGGAAUUGGAGGAGGCAAUACAGCUCUUGUAUAUCACCAUGGAAAACUUCUGGCACUAUCAGAGACGGAUAAACCUUAUGUCCUUAAAGUUUCAAAAGAUGGAGAUCUGCAAACACUUGGGAUGUUAGAUUAUGAUAAAAGACUAAAACAUCCCUUCACUGCUCAUCCGAAAAUUGACCCGCAUACUGGUGAGAUGUUUACUUUUGGUCAGUCGCGAACUCCACCGUAUGUCACCUACAGAGUCAUUUCCAAGGACGGUUUCAUGCAUGACCCGGUACCUAUAACAUUAUCACAGUCUGUCAUGAUGCAUGACUUUGCUAUUACCGAGAAUUAUGCAAUUUUUAUGGAUCUUCCUAUGUGUUUUAGUCCGAAGGAAAUGGUGAAACAAAACAAGAUGAUCUAUGCAUUUGAUCCAACGAUUAGAGCUCGUUUUGGUGUACUUCCACGAUAUGCCAAGGAUGAGGAUCAAAUUAGAUGGUUUGAGCUUCCAAGCUGCUUCAUAAGUCAUAAUGCCAAUGCUUGGGAGGAGGAUGAAGAAGUUGUUCUGAUCACUUGUCGCACGGAGAAUCUAGAUUUAGAAAUAUUCAACGGACCUCUCAAAGAAAAGACUGAGAACUUCUCAAUGGAGUUGUAUGAGAUGAGAUUCAACAUGGAAACUGGUAUGGCUUCACAAAAGAAACUAUCAGCAUCUUCUGUAGAACUUCCCAGGAUAAAUGACAGAUACUGUGGCAAGAAGCUGAGAUAUGUUUAUGGAACCCGUUUCAUAGACAAAAAAGUCUCGGCCAUUAUCAAAUUUGAUCUUGAGGUUGAACCAGAGGCAGGGAAAGAGAAGCUUGAAGUUGGCCGAAAUGUCAGAGGAAUCUUUGAGCUGGGUCCUGGCAGAUUUGGUUCAGAAGCUGUGUUUGUUCCUCGAGAGCCUGGCAUUGGUUCUGAAGAAGACGAUGGGUACCUGAUAUUCUUUGUACAUGAUGAGAACACAGGAAAGUCAGCAAUGUAUGCAAUAGAUGCAAAAACAAUGGCAGCAGAUGCUGUUGCAGUUGUGGAAUUACCUCAUAGAGUUCCAUAUGGGUUUCAUGGCAUCUUUGUGAUAGAGGAGCAACUACAGGAACUUGCCAAAUUGUGAUUGUCGAGAGGGGUCCCAUCCCAUGACUUGUUUGGGCCGCUUUGAAGUUUCUCUCAGAAAUAAAAAUAAUAGUUAAGGCUUGUGUUGUAUCAAGGGGAAGAAUACAUUUCUAUCUGUACGAGUA